AUGGUGAUGUCUCAACUGUUGUCGGCUCUACGGCAACAUACGUUGCAUACGUUUACUACAAUAGCAACUACGCUGCCAGCUGUAUCGAUCCCAGCAUCUACCGUAACAGGUUCUACAACGGGCGGUGAUACCAUUAUUGAUUCAAUCAUUCACUUCAUCAAGAGAGCAAGUGAAAUUGACAGUGCUAUCAACAAUCAAGUCACAAGAUUCACGCAUCACCAGAAUUUCGUAUUUCGCGUCUUCUGCCAAGUUGUGGGAUUUUUCACAGCUACAGCGAUUGAAGGAGCAGAUAUAGCAAUUUUCGCAUUUGCUUUGCACACUUUUUUGUUGAUUUUCAAACCUUCGUUGAAUACCCGACUGGCUCACUCCAAUAGAGUGGAAGGUGGAUUGUACAAGAUGAGAUACUUGGUUUAUGCAUUAUCGGUGUUAAUCCCCUUGGUAUUGGCAAGUUUAGCAUUUAUUAACAGCAUGGGAUACGAUUCUCUUGUCUGUUGGUGCUAUUUGCCAAUGAGACCUGUCUGGUACAGGUUAGUGUUGAGUUGGGUUCCGCGUUGGUGUAUUGUUGUGGCCAUUUUUGUAUUCUAUGGCUUGAUUUACAUUCGUGUGGUUAGAGAAUUUAAAUCAUUGGGUGGGGAUUUCACCAAUAUUCAUCAGAGAAAUGCAGGUCAUUUCAAUAAUGAAUCUCCAACUUUUUUUGCAUCCUUGAAAUUCUUUUUCGGCUCAAUAAAGGAUCAUUUGUUUCCGAAAAUGUUGAUCCCGGAGGAUUCAGUACGCACGGGGAAGCCAGCAACUGCUGGCGUAAUUCUUGAAAAUGGCCGUUCAAGAGUUCGCGGUGGAGAGAAUGAACUGGAUACCGAUGAAGUUGACGAUUUAGAAGAAUUGGCAGAUGACUAUACUGAUUCAUCCAUCAAGGACAUCAAUCUACAACAUUUUGAAAGGCGACAGAAAGUGAUUGAAAAACAGAUGAAGACGAUUUUCAUAUACCCGUUUGCGUACUGUUUUCUUUGGUUAUUCCCAUUCAUCUUACAAUGUACUCAGUUCAACUAUGAGGAGACCCACCAACCAGUUUAUUGGUUGAACGUUUUAGGUGCUUUUUUCCAGCCAUUCAGUGGAGUUGUUGAUUCCACUGUAUUUUUCCUUCGAGAAAAGCCUUGGAGGAAUACUGCCAUGAGAAAUUUUGAAAAGGAGCAUCGACACCGCGUUGACAACAUCAUUCAAAAUAGCGUUGAACAACACAGGUACAGUUCUGUGCCAUUCUCAAAUACUCAAGAGGCAAGUGAGCGCAUUGCACGAAAUUCGGUUACAGCUAGUACUGCCUUGGUUGAUCUUGAUGGAUACAAAGCUUGGCGGCGAGUUUUGAAUAGAUGGAAAUUCCCAUUGUUUCAACUACCGACUCAGGAGAAUAUUUUCAAAGUUCAGGACAAGUAUAUUACCAAGAUAUUGAGAGAAAAAGAAGAGAAUGGUGAAUUUGCAAACUUUGGACCUCAAAACCCAAAAGGAGCCAAAUCAAAUUUCACAAUGAUGAAUGAGAAACCAAAUAGCACAACUAGCAAUGAUGAUAGUGAGUUGAGUUUCCCACCACAAAUUCAUGAAAAAUAUUCGAAUCACAAGUUCGAGCAUGGAUCAAGUGCUGGUACCAUUCCUACACUUAGUCUUCCACAAAGGCGCAAGACCAGCGUGCCCGUGUUCAAUGCGGAUAUACAAACGCCACAAUCGCCAAGCCAUGUUGACGGUAAUGGUGACGAGGAAGGGGACGAGGGGAGCGAACUAGACUUUACGCAGUUUUUGAAGUCCUGA
Messenger RNA from Lodderomyces theae, 1797 nucleotides. RefSeq names its product Gpr1p (gene GPR1). Gene Ontology annotation, biological process: adenylate cyclase-activating G protein-coupled receptor signaling pathway. NCBI's taxonomy places the organism in Eukaryota, Fungi, Ascomycota, Pichiomycetes, Serinales, Debaryomycetaceae. The coding region runs from base 1 to 1797 and encodes 598 amino acids. Gene Ontology annotation, cellular component: plasma membrane. The transcript is spliced from 2 exons. Gene Ontology annotation, molecular function: G protein-coupled receptor activity. The record is from RefSeq and is a predicted model, not a curated record.